Molecule: messenger RNA, 708 nt
Organism: Prorocentrum cordatum
Lineage: Eukaryota; Dinophyceae; Prorocentrales; Prorocentraceae
Source: the annotation of a GenBank genome assembly
AUGGAGCACCGAGGCAUGGAGCAGGUCCCGGGCCACGACGACGAGUUCAACGUCGAGGAGGGGGCGGCGGCGCCGCUGGGCGAGGCCCGCCCUCCCCAGCAGGGGCGGCUCAGGGCUGGUCUCGUGGCGGCCGUGGCGGUCCUCCUCCUCGCCAGCCUCGUGCUGGCCAGCCAGGUGUCCCCCUGGCAACGCGCGGCAGCAACACAUGCCGAUCGCCCCCAGCGGCAGGGUCAGAAGCAGACAAGGAGGUUUCACUCCCUGCUGGAGAACAAUAACGCUAACACGGAAGAUCUGGGGACCCUCUGCACGGCAGAAAUCAAGGAGGGAGACACCGAGCUCUCCGUGCAGAAUACGGACGUCUUUCAGGUGGGAAGCCACAUCGUCAUCAUCGACACUGACGACAGCAGCGCCGAGAACGAGGAAGCGACAGUGAAGAGCGUUGGAGAUGGCAAGAUAACGCUCGAACAACCAGUGAGCAAGACCCUUCCGAGCUUCAGCUUCAUCGUCGUGCCAGCUAAACCUGACUCCUACGGGACCUCCGGUGGCGGUUACAGCUUCUCGACGCCGGCGCCGCCAACGCCGGCGCCGCCAACGCCAGCGCCGCCAACGCCGGCGCCAGCGCCACCGGCAACGCCAGCCGCCGCCGCCACCGCCGACGACGGCGGCGCCGACGCCGGCGCCGGCCCCCGCGGACGCCGUCGCAAAUAA